Branchiostoma floridae (Florida lancelet) is the source of this 2136-nucleotide messenger RNA. RefSeq lists its product as uncharacterized. The record is from RefSeq and is a predicted model, not a curated record. Bases 531 to 1922 code for a protein of 463 amino acids. The transcript has 6 exons. NCBI's taxonomy places the organism in Eukaryota, Metazoa, Chordata, Leptocardii, Amphioxiformes, Branchiostomatidae.
GCGCAGCUACAAACAUUGAGAACUAGAUGCUUCAGAAUCUGUAAAGCAUUAAGAAAUAGCUACAUGUACAUUGUGCAUGUAGGUGUGCUCCUUUAUUUGUCCAGUAUCAAGAUUUCCAGGGUUUCAGCUGGGGCCCCUUGAGCAACAUGGCCCAUAAAUUGAAUCCACCUUUGUUGCUAUACCUUAAGGGGCCCUUCUACAUGUAUAGCCCUGUUGUACUCUGGCUAAUAAAUCCAGGCAAAAGUGAGCCCCCAAUAUCACCUCACCUCACCUAGUCCCAUCCUCAUCAGGAGGGUCAGGGACUAUGGUUGUCUCCAGCACAAGCCCCCAAUAUAAUGCUAACUUAAAUAUUUCCCCAAACUGUUCUUAAGAUUUCAUCAACCCAUCCCCCAGGGCUUUUCAGAUUUCUUAAACCGGAUGGUUUGCUUUUACCCUCUCUAUUGUGGCUGUUUAUGCCGAGGCGUCAACCGUCACAUGUACGAAAGCAGGGCAUAUCUGCAGUUUCAGGAGAAGGGCUGCUGUAGACGACCAUGGAUGUAUUCACGGUGACCGGAGCCAUCGCAGCUCUAAGUGCAGUGUUUGUUGUUGUAUACUUUAUGGUCUCUCAACGUACUUCCAAAACCUCAUCUUGGCCCAAGACAAAGCAGUCUCUGGCUUACACGCGGCCUGUCAUACCAGAUACAGGAAGACGCUACAUGUUAGACUCUUCCCUCAACAACUUCAUUCCAGUGGGAGGAGCUACAACGGUCCACGACGUGGCACGAUUCUUUGCUCAACACGGGAAUAAGUUUUCAAUUUUCAGUAUAGACUGGGAACAAGAGGUGGUGGUGUUCACUCGACCCGUAGACGGCACAGAUCUGAAAAAGCAUCCGUUCUUCUGUGAGGCCCAGAAGCAAAGUGCGGCCGAGGUCCUCUGUGUUCCCUUGGAGCAGCUCCAAGACGUAGCGAACACCGUCGCUGACAAGGCUGCUCAUGUGCAAGAGGUCUUCAUCUUCAUGACAGGUCGCUGUGGGACGACCCUGGUCACCCGACUUGCCGAGGCGACUUCUGUCGCACAGGCUGUCAACGAGCCAUACGUGUUUACUGACAUAAGCAUGGGGAUCCAUCGACUCAAGCGGUCCUCGCAACGUGGCCAUACUCAAAACUGUCCUACCAUGCUGUCAAAUGAGGAAACUACUGUAACCUUUCUGAGGAAUGUCGUCACUUUGCUGAACCACAGCCUUGUAACGUCAGACCCAGGCCGCCGUGACGUCAUCUUUUAUAAGCUACAGCCUAGCGCCAUCAUGAUGGCAGACCUGAUCGCACGCACCUUCCCAACCGCCAAGACCGUCUUCAUGUACAGAAAUGGCCUGGAAUUUUCGGAGUCGAUGACACGAAUCUUUUUCCAGAAGUACAUGGUCUAUGUGGCAAUUUGGUCAAUGGAGUGCCUUCGUCUGUGGAAUUUGUCCGGGGAGUUGCCUGACUACAUACGAUGUUUCGGAGACGACCCAAAGUUCUCCACGUUGCGCCAUCGCGGUUCACUUAUGUUCUACAUUGACACGUGGUGGGCGAGUGUGAUGCAGCAUGCUGCAAAUCUGCAGAGCAAGCAGCCUGCGUACUUCUUCCACGCCAUCAUCUACUACUCGGCCCUCCUCAACGACAAAGAGAAGACGUUUGGCCUACUGAUGAGGAAGCUGGGCUUGAAGUGGAACCCAGAGAACAAGGGAGAAGACACGAACAAGAUGAAGAAAGCAUUUGUAGAGGACAGUCAGGCAGGAACCACCCUGUCUGGGAAACGGCGUAGCCCCGGUGAGAAGUGGGCUGCAGACGUGUCCCCCCGCUGGACAGGGCGCUGGGAACUAGACUACCUCAGGGAAGUAUGUCGCCACACCGGGAACGAGAUCACUGGUCCUGACUUUCUGCUGCCUGAAACAAUCCUGUGACACGUCCUAACAAGAAAUCUAACAUCUCAUACCUCAGUACAUUGUUUGAAGUAACAAGAAACCCAAGAUCUCAUACCUUAGUACAUUGUUUGUAGUAACAAGAAACCCAAGAUCUCAUACCUUACUACAUUGUUUGUAGUAACAAGAAACCCAAGAUCUCAUACCUUUGUACAUUGUUUGAAGUAACAAGAAACCCAAGAUCUCAUACUUUAGU